AAUGACGACGCGGCGAGCUGCAGCUGAUGCAGAUGCGCUGCGCCAGGCGGCGGAAUGGGAGCGAGUUUGGGGAUGAUGCCAGAGCCACCUGCCCGGGUGGCGAAACAAGAACAGCUAGCACAACCGCGACAAUAACUGGCGGGGGAGCUGUGGGAAGUGGGAAGGAUACAACGACAGCGACAACAACGACGACCAACAAAUUACGCCAACUGCUUUUGUUGGUCCAGCAGCAGAUGCCUUUUGCUCUGUGGAGUUUUCCGGUCCAUCACAUUUCCCAGUCCCAUCACCAGUCCCAGUCCCAACAUAAGCCCAGCCGGCAGCAGCAGCAGCAUCAGCAUCAUUCUCAGGUUGCCCCCACUCCGCAUCACCAGUCAUCACCAUCAACACCAUCAUCAGUAAAACCACCAUUAUCAUCAUCAGCAUCAUCGUCGUCGUCGUCGUCCGCAAUGGCCGCCAUCGUUGCGUGAUAAUGAACGCUUGAAAAACCCAACUUACACAAUCCACUACACUACACGUCCAGGAAAAAAACGAAUGCUGACACUUUUUCCGCUCACGAUUCAAGGCGAUUCUGGACGCGGACAUUCGAAUGCAAGCCACUGGGUGGAGGGUUUACUACAGCAAAAAAGGAGUAAAACGAAAUAAAUGUAAAAAUGUGCUUCUGUAUACUAUGUAUAUAUAUGUAUAUUUAACGAUGAUUAGCUUUUAGCCAGCUUACGUUUUACGCUUAUGCCGGAUUUCGUUUUAGACCUAGAUUAGGUGUCCUUAUUCAAUUUAAUCCUAAGAGAGCUCGCUGAAUUAAAGGUUAAGCACUUCUGAGACGUAGUCCUUUGCCAUUUAAUCCUUUCCUACAAUUUGAUCCUUUAUCAAAUGAUUUACAUUUUCUAUGACAGCUUUACAACCUAAAACUUAUUGAUUUACUUAUAGUGCAGCACCUUUCUUGUAAUUAUCUAUCACUCUUUAGAUCUUUCUUAACUUUUUCCAAGGUAUUUGAGAAUUUAUAGCAAUUUUUCCUCCCUGCUCUCUUUGCCUGCUCACCUUUCAAGUCCACUUUCAAUUUGUUUACUUUGCCCGUUCACUCCAUACUUUUCCAUGCACAUUGUGCGCAGCAAUUUCGUUUCAAUUACCCUUUUAGAGCGCUUUAUGUUUCCUUUGUUUGCCUUUAUCUCCACUUCACUUACCUUAACUGAAGCCUGAUUAGAUGUAUUAAGAUUGUUGGACACAAUAUCGCGUUGCACGCCCUCUCCACCCGUGUUGCGUUGAGCUCAAGAGUAUUAAAUAGGAAUAGAAGUAUAAAUAAAUUAAAUGUGGCCUUAGCAUAUUUUACGAGCGGUAGAAAAAGGACAUUAAUUGAACUAAGGAAUACGUAUGUCAGGCGUUGGCAGAACUCGGAAUUAAUUGUGCUCAUAAUAGUUGUAAUAGAAAAACCACAAGAAUAAGAUUUAUGGCCAUUUGGGGGAUGGUGAAUGUAGACGGAGAAUUCUACUAACCAAAACGACUGCCGCAUAAAAAAAAAAAAGCUUUUGCAUCUUACCACUCGAAAAAG
Drosophila mauritiana is the source of this 1543-nucleotide messenger RNA. Its product is annotated as out at first protein-like. The transcript has a single exon. Lineage: Eukaryota; Metazoa; Arthropoda; Insecta; Diptera; Drosophilidae. The coding region runs from base 27 to 467 and encodes 146 amino acids. The record is from RefSeq and is a predicted model, not a curated record.